Xenopus tropicalis (tropical clawed frog) is the source of this 2752-nucleotide messenger RNA. RefSeq names its product SH3-domain binding protein 2 (gene sh3bp2). Gene Ontology annotation, biological process: signal transduction. Bases 400 to 2370 code for a protein of 656 amino acids. The transcript has 13 exons. The record is from RefSeq and is a predicted model, not a curated record. Lineage: Eukaryota; Metazoa; Chordata; Amphibia; Anura; Pipidae.
UCUAUAAAAGUAAUGUGGUCCCCGCCCGGAAAUCCCCCUGUGAUUUCUUUAUUUUUUUAAAAGGCAGCAAUUGGCUCAGGGCUGGGUUCCCAUAGUAAAGCCGUGGGCUUACGGCCAGGACGCUUGCAUCUGAUAAAUGCACGUUGCAGACCCCAGGAAGGAGGAAGUUGCAGCCACAAGACAGGAAAUAAGUCACCGGCCAGCUCCAUCGCUUGUGUCCACCCUACAAGCAGCAUUAGUUCAGCUUUUUCCCCUUGAAGCUCGCAGCAAGGCGUGGAGCAGAGCGGCACAGAAGUCACCGUUAACUUCUACUUCCCCUCCCCAUUAUCUGCACCGUUCUGAAUACUCGUCCCCUCUGCUCAGCAUGCGUCUGGCCUUCCGGACCAUGUUUUUUACCUAAUGGCUACAAAUAUAAAAAGAUCACAGUCGCUGGCGGUUUCAUUCGAGAGGAGGACCAUGUGUAGGCAGGACAUAAGAAUCAUGGCGUCAGGAGAGCCCAGCUGGCCAACUCCAAUGAAAGCCAUCGGGGCCCAGAACCUACUGACAAUGCCCGGAGGAGUCACGAUCUCGGGAUACCUGCACAAAAAGGGAGGCAAGCAGUUCCAGCUUCUGAAAUGGCCCUUGAGAUUUGUGAUCAUCCACAAGGGAUGUGUUUACUACUUCAAAACCAGCACCUCUGCCACGUCGCAAGGAGCCUUCUCACUUAAUGGCUACAACAGGGUCAUGAGGGCGGCAGAAGAGACUUCAUCAAGUAAUGUCUUCCCUUUCAAAAUGGUGCACAUCAGCAAGAAGCAGCGCACUUGGUACUUCUCUGCAGCCUCUGAAGAGGAGAGAAAGAAAUGGAUGCUGUCCUUAAGGAAAGAGAUCGAUCGUUACCAUGAAAAGAAGGAAACAGUGACAGAUUUAAGUGAUCCUGACUCGGAUUCUGACAGUUUCUAUGGCUCUGUGGAACGCCCCGUGGAUAUAAAUUACAUCCACAAUCCGUCUGACGAUAGCUAUCAAGAUGAAGAUGAUGAUGAUGAUGAGGAUGACUAUGAAAAACCUGAUGGAGCAGAUGAGAAUGCACCCGCGUACCCGCCACCCCCUGUGCCACGAAACCACAGAAACGGCAAUGACUCUGUCAAGCCAAGAGCCAUGUCUGACGUUGGGCUGCCCUAUAAGCCACCUCCUCCGACACCUCCAUUAGUAAAGACUUUGCCUAAUAUGUCUGACCUAGACAGGAAGUUUCCAAGGAGGGAAUCAGCAAGCCAUCAAGGCUAUUCAUGUGGGCCACCAGCUCACAAAAUAGAGGAGUUUACUCCAAAACUUCCUCUUCCCAAAAAGACUACAUUUGAUUUUACUGAAAAAGAGCCACGUCUGAGGGAAGAUGUAAUUGGCUCGUCCGAUUUUGUUCCCAGUUAUGAUCUGUGUGGGCCUAAUAUUAAACUACCUUCUCCAUCACUACAACUAGUAGCUCGCAAUGUAGAUCCACCUGCACUGCCUCCUGCUUCUUACCCGAAGAAAAAGCCAAGUACACAGCUGAUUGGUAACACUGUGAACAAAGAACUUGCCGACAAGUUUAGGAUAUUGCCUGCUUCCCCACCUGUCCCAGCUCCUAAACUGUCUGUUGUCUCACCUGUCCCAGCUCCUAAACCGUCUUUUGUCUCACCUGUCCCACCUCCUAAACCGUCUUUUGUAAGCCCUGCUAUAAAACCAAGCUGGUCCUCCAAUGCACCUCCGCCACCUCUGCCUCCAGUGAAACCUUCCAUUCAACAGUGCAUACCUUCCUCGGUUACAGUAGCUUCUCCAACCCCUCCAGUCCCACCAAUCAAACCCCGAAUUCUCGGUGAGCAGAAGGCAGAGAAGAUACCACAGAAACCUCCACCAAUACCCCGUCAGACAGGAAGGAGGCCGGAGAGUGAUAAACUUGAUCUCUCACCAAAGCUAUCGCCGCCUGAUGGGCAAAGUUUCAGAGGUUUCAGCACGGAGGUUCCUGCCCAUCCACCAAAGCCAAGAAGAAAAUGUAAUAGGAAUGACAGUGAUGAGGACUAUGAACAGGUUCCCUUGCCGAUCUCUGUAUUUAUUGAUACCAAUGAUUCAGUGGAAGUGGAAAGGAUAUUCAAAGCUGCAAGCCCCGGAGGAACCCCCGAGAAUGGCUUAUUCUGUAUACGGAACUCUGCAAAGGCAGGAAAGGUUCUAGUUGUUUGGGAUAAAGUCAUUGAGAAAUCAAGGAACUACAGGAUUUUUGAAAAGGAAACCGAAUAUUUUCUGGAGGCUAACUUGCUUUUCCCAGAUGUUGAAAGCUUGGUGGAACACUACUACACAAACACGUUACCAAGCCAUAGUUCUCUGGUUCUCCAGCAUGCCUAUGGCUGCUCCUUUCCAAGGUGACACAAGGAUCGCACGGGGAAGUCGAGGAGUUAAACAGGCAGUUCUAUGAGCCAAGCACACAGUCCGGACACUGUAGCAGAAGACUAUGGGAAGUGGUUAAAGGCUGACAUUACUGUGUUGAUCAGACAACUCAGGGUGCAGGCGUGUCAUUCUCAGAAAUGGCUUGUUAUUGGCUAUCACCUUCAGUAUUGGCUGAACAUCGUAACUAUGAACUGCUGAGGCCAUUGGGGAAUGGUGGAGAAUUUGACUUUUAACUGCUGAAAGAUCAGUUUUUGCCUUCUUAUUUAUUUUUUCUUCAAGAAAUCCAAUCACUUGCUUUCUCUUCUAAAAGGACAUCUUUUUCUCUGAUUUUUGUUAGAAUUAAACAAAAACGUUUUUUUGA